AUAUUUUAGUGUAAUAAAACACAGCGUAUCUGCAGUUGCAAGAAAGGUCUUUCGAAGAAAGUGUAUCCAUCGUCCUUGUCGAAGACACAGAUGGCACCGACCGGCAAUAUUUAAACCUACAUACAUAUAAGAUAUGUCAACUGUCAUAAAUUGUAAUAUAACCUGCUCUUUUCCACUCGUAAACAUAGACUUCGGUAUCGUGGCAAUUCUGUUGGCGAAUAUCGGUUUCGUUAUUUCUUAGCAUUGUAUCGAUAAUGAAACAAUACUGUUUCUAAAUCUGCGAUAAACACCGGUAAAUACACACCGCUGUAUUUUUAUAUAGCGACACCGCAUCGUCCCGGCGUUGCCUAUACAAUAUCACAGGUUAACAAAAUCAAAAUUCGACCGACAACCUUGGCCAACGUCGGAUCGGAAAGGCUACGGCUGUGCCGCGUAAGGGCUGCGUAAUUGUUAGCCGCUUUCCAUCCUUGUCGGAGAUACGCGUACAAUAUGACGAUGUGCCGGGCCCAAGCAGACGCCGGCAUCCCCACUACCGGACCCUUUCUUCGUGAUCGUCGGUCACGGUGACGGCGACGGUGACGGCGACGGUGACAUCCCUGGCCUCGUCAGUUGAAUUUCGAAACCCGACCAAGUUGGAUCUCGUUGAUCUUCUUCGCUGACACUUUCGCGGCACCGACCACGAUCCUUCGGGCUCUCUCCUCGCUGGUUGUGCUCUGAUUUUGUUUCCCGUGGUCGGAGGUCGCCGGUCACCGGCGCGUUGCAAGCUCCCGACACUCUUCUCGCGACCAGUGCACACCGUUCUCGUCCGCCACGCGAAAAUCAACGAUCGUCGUCGUAGAUCAACGAUCAUGAUGUACGUUGUACAACAACUGCCGAUGCCGCAGGUAUCGAACGUGUUCUAUCCGUUCAACACCAGCCUGGAGGAGGAGAUACGACGGCUGUUCGAGAAUUUCACGAUCGAGACGCAGACUGCGCCGGUGCCGAAUGUGGAGGACAUAAUGGAGGAGUUCCGUCAUAAUGGACGCGAUUUCGAAUACUGUCCAGACUUCGAGAACGACAAGAUACUGGAAACGACGACGCCUCGUCGCAAAAAGAACAAGAAACCCUUGCCCACCGAAUGCGUUUUCUGCAGAAACAACGGCGAGGAGGAGGUUUAUUACAAGAAGCACUUGCUCAAGGACAACGAUGGCAAAGUACAGUGCCCGGUCUUGAGGGCGUACACGUGUCCGAUAUGCGGCGCGACCGGCGACGACGCGCACACUGUGAAAUACUGCAAGAAGAGCCCGAAGGGCAGCGGUACAUUGCCAACGGCGAAUGCNUUUAAUGAAAAAAGAUAA
Messenger RNA from Megalopta genalis, 1337 nucleotides. NCBI's taxonomy places the organism in Eukaryota, Metazoa, Arthropoda, Insecta, Hymenoptera, Halictidae. The record is from RefSeq and is a predicted model, not a curated record.